Molecule: messenger RNA, 13973 nt
Organism: Caretta caretta (loggerhead turtle)
Lineage: Eukaryota; Metazoa; Chordata; Testudines; Cheloniidae
Gene: TLCD4
Product: TLC domain containing 4
Biological process (GO): lipid homeostasis
Cellular component (GO): endoplasmic reticulum; membrane
Source: RefSeq, a predicted model, not a curated record
CCGCUAGCUCCACCUCAGUGCACCCGGCACUUACGGGCAGCAGCAUCCCUCGCAGGUGGCGGAGGCUCGGCCCCUUUAAGGCCGAGGCUGCCGUAACCCGAUCCCGCAGUGAGUGGCUUGUCGGAGGAGCCCUCGGAGCUGUCGCCACCCGCUGCCCCCGGAGCAUCCUGCGUGUGGCAAGCAGCGAAGGGCUCUCCCGGCAGGGAUGGGGGAGGUGCUACGGCCACACUAGCCCCCGCCUGCCCUCCCACCCCAGGCUGAAGAAUAAUGGCUACCAUCAACACACUGAUUACUGGCAUUGCUGUUGCCAGUUUUACCAUAUUUCAGCUUCUGUUCCAUGUUCUAAGUUCUUGGGCAUCAACAAGAAUAACUCCUGCUUUUAAUAAUCUCAGCCAAAAAAGGAAGAUUGAAUGGAAUUCAAGGACAGUAUCCACAUUCCAUGCCUUGGUGGUUGGUGCUUUUUGUGUAUAUAUCUUGUUGUAUGAUGAAGCUGUUAAUGCUGACCAUGUCUGGGGUGACCCUUCAAUUGUGAAACUGAAUAUUGCUAUUACCACAGGCUACCUCAUUUCUGAUUUGUUUCUUAUUACUUACUAUUGGAAGGCAAUUGGUGAUAAAUUUUUUGUAAUUCAUCACUUGGCAGCUCUGUAUGCCUACUACUUUGUACUGGAUGAAGGAAUGUUGGCAUAUUUUGGUAACUUCCGUCUACUUGCAGAGUUCUCUACUCCUUUUGUGAAUCAGCGGUGGUUCUUUGAAGUGCUGGGGUACCCCAGGUCUUCAAAAGCCAACAUCAUCAAUGGGGUGCUGAUGACGGUCGUGUUCUUCAUGGUGAGGAUUGUAGUCAUGCCUGUUUAUUAUGCCAACGUCAUUUCUGUGUUUGGAACAGAGGCUUUCCACAGAGUAGGAGUUGCAGCCCAAAGCGCCUGGAUUAUCUCUAGUGUUGUCUUGGAUGUGAUGAACUUGAUGUGGAUGGUCAAAAUUACAAAGGGAUGCUACAAAGUUAUUUGUCUCACUAGACAAGAAGAAGUCAAAAUGUGUAAGAAUGGAAAAUCUGACUAGAAAUCAUAUAUGUAAAACUGAACUUCUCUAUAAAGAUCACUUGGGUUCAUUGAAACAAUGCACACUUUUGCCAUAAAAUGCUCCUUUAAGGAAGCAAGGUAUUGCCUCUUUAUUGAUCUUAACCUUUCCCUUGCCACACUGCCUGCAUGCCCAGAGUCACUUCAUUUAAAGACAAUCCCACUCUAUAGAAUGGGAAACAAUAGCAUAUGACAUACUGUAUGUAUAGGUUCAUACAAAUGAGUCUAGCUUGUGUUCUAAGCACUUAAUUGACAAAUUAACUUAAAAAGGAACAGACUGAUUAGUUGGUGGUCUUCUAUCAGUAUGUUCCUAAAAUGUUUUCACUCAGGUUUCUCAAUGUGUUGUGUGUGGCUUUUUUUAAAAAGCCUGUGAAUGUUAAGAUCUUCUGUUGUAAGUUAUGCAGAUAUGGCAAGUUUCCUGCCAUGUUUCUGUGGUUUCUCUUAUUAGUAUUUGGUGUUAACAAUCAAGAUUUCAUCCUUGACAACUUUUUAUUUUUUUGCAACAAAGGCUAAGAAUUUAACUUUGAUGCUAUGAAUAUUUUACUGACUUUGUUGCCUUAUGCAUGGACACAAUCUUUUGGGGAUUUAUGAAACAGUUUUACAGAUACUGGUAUAAUGUAUUAUCUUUUAAAAACUCCUUUUGUGUGAAGGGAUGGCUGUGCUAAUGUCCUUCUAGUAGUAUUACUGUUAAAUCUGAUCAGAAUUCUGAUCCAAAGUUACCAUGAUAAACUGUGUGGAAACAAACUCCUUUUUACUACAGUGCUCUCACUGUGAAGGCGGUGGCGGCGGCAGCUGCUGCUACUACUUUUGAAAAGUAUUGCAACUCUACUUCUAAAUGUAUUAUUAUUAUUAUUUAUUAUUUUAACCAAGAGAUUUCUAGGGUGUAAACAACUUAAGUAUAGGAGACUAAAUACUUUGGUAUAUGUGGCUAUGUCACAGUAACCCUCUCCCCUCCAGAACUGCCACCUUAGUAUGAAAAUGCUCAUAUUGUGUUCAAAUGCUCAUAUAAAUAUGUAUUUGUCAUUGUUUCCUUGUUGUUCAUAUGGCUGGAAAUUUGAGGUGCUGGCCAAAGAAAUCCCAUCUUAUAAGCAAGAAGACUUAUCAGUGGCCCCAACAGAGAAUAGUUUCUGUUAUUCUCUUCAAAACUGAGAAGAUUUAUAGAGUGGGUUACAGAAGCAGCUAACAUUGUUAGGGACAACAUUCUGUUUUUGGAUCCACAUAGUCCUUGGCAGAUAUUCUGCUUUCUCUUCAAUCCUAGAACUUCCAGUCAUGUCCAUGGGAGAUGGGGGAAAUUUGAGAAUGUGGGAAGAUCAGAAUAUGGAAGAGAUGCCAACCUGAGAGAAUUUUUGUUUUUUCCCAUAUAACUGUUGUGGAGGGGCUAGAUGUUUUGUGGUGGUUUUUGUUUGUUGGAACAAUGCUUUCUUCACUUGAUUCGUCAUCACUUGUAGUUUGUGAUACCAUCUGCUAGUAUGUGCUGCUCAAAGUGCAUUUUCACUCACUAGUGUGGUGCUAUUACAUAAAAACAUUGUAGCAAACUAUUCAAGCAACUUCUUUUGUUAACAUUUAUCAAAUUCUUGUCCUAUUGGAAUAUGUGGUGUGUUUUGUGUGUGUGCUGUUCUCUUCUUUCCUCUAAACAAAUGCAGGUGUCUGGCUAUUAGUUAGUGUGGGCUAGAAGGGAGAGCUGUAAAACAAACACACAAUUUCCAGGAACUAGCUGUCCCUUUAUGAUUUACUGUGGGCUUGUCUACACUUACAGCUUCACUGUAGCACUCAGUGAAGACACUGCCUACGCUGAUGGAACAGCUUCUCCUGUUGGCAUAGGUACUCAACCUUCCCAGGAGGCAGUAGCUAUAUCAAUAGGAGAAGCCCUCCUGUUGACAUAGCACUGACACUAGAGGCUAGGUCGGUAUAACUAUGUCACUCAGGGUGUGGAUUUUCCACACCCCUGAGUGCCGCAGUAAUACUGACAUAAGUUUGUAGUGUAAAUCAGGGCUAUGUCUCCCUAGGUCUCCAAGAAGACUCCACAAACUGCUAGCAAAGGUCUUUUGCAUUGUCUUGCAGUAUAGCCAAGGCAGUUGUGGCUAAAGCAGUUCAGCUCUUCUCUUUGAAGAGUAUAAUAGAUCGUUAUAUGGGUUGAUAUAAUACUCACUUUUACAGGCAUAGUUACAUUAUUUAACAGUAAUUUUUUUCAGCAUUAUCUUUAUUUUUCAAUGGGUGGGAGGCACAGAUUGCUAAUGCAUUCAGUUCCUUACACUAUAUUCUUGGCAGUCCUGUUGCCUUAUUAUGUAGAUGAGUUGUUCAGUCCUAAAAAGCAUAGUAACUGGUGUGUUUUAUUUUCUUUAAUUGUCAUUCUUGAAUUAGCACAUUGUUUUUUUGUCUUUGGUACCAAUAAAUUCAUAUUAUCAGUCAAUUGCCCUCCAUUACAUUUUUAUUAAAACAAAGGAAAACCUUUUUAUCAACAUAUAGAUUCAGACACUUUUAAAAUAGUGAUUUAAUUCAAUAUGUACACAAAGGCAGUUCUAAUGUAUUAGUGUUCAAGGUGGUAACUAGUGAAAGAGGGUUUUUUGUAAUCUGAUUAAUAAUUAAGUUUGCACAUUUGUAAUAACUUUUAUGUUUACAUUUUGGUUUUCUCUUAACCAGUUUCAAAAUCAGUAAUUGAGUAGAUGCAAGCACUUUGGAUAAAAUACACCUUGAACAUAGAAGUAUGGUGUUUACUAAUUCUGAAAAUACAGUAGGAUGAAACAUUUUUCAUAAGGAAAAUGAUUUUACAGGAAGUAAGGACUUCAUGACAACUGCAUUGGAAGUCCAUCCUUUUUUAAGCAUUCAUCUUUAAUGGCAUUUGAAUCCUACAUACAGUAAAUUCCUAAUUUCCAAUGUAGAGUCUUCACUAAAGCUAUAAACUUUAAAAUGGUCUAUUCCCUUGUAUUCUCCAUUAUACAUCUUAGAUAGUAACUAAGACUCAGGUUUAUCAUAAAAGUAUGAAAGAUUAUAUUAAAACUAGAUUGGACAAGUCCUAGUAAAUACAGCAUGGGGAACAAUCUACAGUGGAAGAGGAAUGGGCUAGAUGACCUACUAAUCCAUUUGAUCCGAAUAGCUUUUAUCCUCUAGGAUUCAAUUACAUUGUAAAAGAUCAGCAAAUAUAUCCAACCAUAUUUGCUAUGUCCAUUUGGUUUAAAUUAAGUUCUGAUUUGAUUUAUUUGGUGUUACAAGGUUAUACUAUAACCACACAGCAGUUGUGUGCUAGAAUAAUUUUUAAAUGGUCAUGAAUGCCAAUGUAUUGGGCAAGGACAGAAAUAUACAGAUUGCACAUAUGUGAUGGACAGAAUACACCUAUCCUUUAUUUUUAGGGCUCCUUCACAGGCCACUAAGAUUAUAUAAUACUGAAACCAGCUGCUGUUUUGUUCCUCUACUAGACUCAGUUUAGUAGUUACAUUUCUCUAUCUGAAGUAUCAAUCUAAAACUGGACAGAUUAAAUUGUCUCCUUUAUUCAAAAUAGAAUUGUUGCUAGAAUUUCUGAUCACAAGCAUCUGUCUUGUAAAGGACUUAUGAUUAAUAUCUAAUACACAUAUGCACCUUAGUCUUGCAAAAUUCUAUAGGUCUGUGGUGAGCAGCAUGGAGUGUUUUGGUUUUUUUUUCUGGGCAGGAGGAGGAGGAGUUGCAGGGUUUUGGUUUUUUUUUUGGUGGGUGUAUGUUUGGGGUGGCAGAUCUGAAGGGGUGUGUGCAGAUGUGCACACAUUCAUUUGGGACUAGAUUUCUUUCUCCUUAGAAUUUUGCCAUCCUAGGAAGUAAAAAGAACUCAGUGAUUCCCUCUUUGAGCUGAGGUAGUAACCUGAACAGCCCAUUGCAAAGCACAGCUUAUUGUUUGCCUUUUCCCCUGCCAUCUUUGCAUUCAGCGAGCUCUACUGGCUGAUGUGUUAAGAGAAUACCAUGGCACUUCCCCUUAUUACAUACUUGGCACUCAGUGCUGUAGAAGAGACGGCACUGAGGGUAUGUCUACAGUGCAGUGUAAGCCUGGGCUCAGACUCAGGCUUGAGCGCUAACCCCCCUUCUAUCUACACACAAAGCUAAGGUCAGUAAGCCCCUGGACCCAGAAUAUAGGAUCCAGCAAGAGGGGUUCAUCCAAACCCAAGCCCCACUAGUCCACAGUGCAUCAUUAUGUAGUGUGGAUGUAGCUUGGGCCUGGGUCCCCCAGACUCAUGUCCUGAUAGUCUGCCAAUUCUAUCACACAGUCCCAUAGGCCAAUGUUCCUUGUUCUUUCUAUCUCAAGACUAACCAGCUGACUCCCAGGAAAUGGAAGCCUCCCCUUAUUCAAGUAUAGCUGCUCAAUGUUUAACAUUGUAUUCUGACUGCUGAGCUGCAGACAACAGAAUGAACCAUCUUCUGUGCUAGCUAUGGCCACCGAUAAGAAGUCCAUUGACAAACACAUUGUUCCCUGGUGACAGGACCACAGUCAGAUAUUGGUUAAUCUCUGGUGCGAGGCAAGCAACAAGUUUCUCUUCACUACAAAAUUGCAGAUGAACUGGCAGUGUGCGUGAUUCACCGGACUGGUGACCAGUGCUGCAUCUAGAUUAGGCAGCUCAAGACUAUUGGAAAGCCAGGGUUGAAAACCACACCUUUGGGAACUCCCCAACAUCCUGCCUCUUUAAUGAGGAGCUUGACUGGGUGUUGGCUACUGCAUCAAGCAUGGAACCAACAGCAGUUCACGAUAGCCUGGUCAGCUGGGAUGGUGACCUUCUGACCCCUGAACUGCUCCUAUACUAGAGGGGAACCAGCAGGCACCAGAUCAAGCUAGUGAAGUGACUCUGGUGCUCACACUGGUUUCCAAGAGGUUCCACCACCAGAGCAGCUGCAGCACAUGCUGGGUCCAUACUCCAAGGAGCUGUUUGAUUUUUUUUUUUCCCCCCACUCCCAGGGAGGAGCCUGCUGCAGAACUAGUAGAAACUGCAGAAACAGAAGAGACAUAAGUAGCCCCAGAGCCUGGUACAUUUCUGGAUCCAUGUUUGUUGCUCUUAAUAUAGGAAUGGGAGAAAUUUCAGAUUUAUGACCAAUACAAAAUGUAUUACAGGUAGGGUUGUCAAUUUAAUUGCAGUUAACUCACGCGAUUAACUCAAAAAAUUAAUCGCAAUUAAUUGCAUUGUUAAACAAUAGAAUACCAAUUAAAAUUUAUUAAAUAUUUUUGGAUGUUUUCUACAUUUUCAAAUAUAUUGAUUUAUAUUACAAUACAGAAUACAAAGUGUACAGUGCCCACUUUAUAUAUUUUUGAUUACAAAUAUUUGCACUGUAAAAAUGAUAAAAGAAAUAGUAUUUUUCAAUUCACCACAUAGUAGUACUGUAGUGCAACCUCUUUAUCGUGAAAGUGUAAUUUACAAAUGUAGAUUUUUUUUUGUUGCAUAACUGCACUCAAAAAAAACCAAUAGAAAACUUUAGAGCCUAAAAGUCCACUCAGUCCUACUUCUUGUUCAGCCAAUCGCUAAGACAAACAAGCUAGUUUCCAUUUAUGGGAGAUACUGCUGCCUGAUUCUUAUUUACCAUGUCACCUGAAAAUGAGAACAGGCGUUCACAUGGCACUUGUGUAGUUGGCGUUGCAAGGUAUUUAUGUGCCAGAUAUACUAAACGUUUGCAUGUCCCUUCAUGCUUCCAUGCUGAUGAUGCUUGUUUUUUAAAAAGAAGUGUUAAUUUAAUUUGUGACUGAUCACGUUGGGGGAGAACUGAAUGUCUCCUGUUCUGUUUUACCCACAUUCUGCCAUAUAUUUCAUGUUAUAGCAGUCUCGGAUGAUGACCCAGCACAUAUUUGUUUUAAGAAUACUUUCACUGCAGAUUUGACAAAAUGCAAAGAAGGUACCAAUGUGAGAUUUUUAAAGAUAACUACAGCUCUUGACCCAAGGUUUAAGAAUCUGAACUGCCAUCUAAAAUCUGAGAGGGAUGAGGUGUGGAGCAUGCUUUCAGAAGUCUUAGAUGAGCAACACUCAGAUGUGAAAACUACAGAACCUGAACCAUCAAAAAAGAAAAUCAACCUACUGCUGUUGGCAUCUGACUCAGUUGAUGAAAAUGAACAUGCGUCGCUGCAGACUGCUUUGGAUAGUUAUCAAGCAGAACCCAUCAUCUGCAUGCAUGCAUGUCCUCUGGAAUAGUGGUUGAAGAUGAAGGGACAUAUGAAUCUUUAGCGCAUCUGGCACGUAAAUAUCUUGCGACGCUGACUACAACAGUGCCAUGCGAACACCUAUUCUCACUUUCAGGUGACAUUGUCUCCUGCAAAUUGUAACCAAACUUGAAUAACAGUGGGGACAGUUACUCCAUUUAUGACAAUGUCAUUUGGUGGGAAUAGUGUACUGGCCUGUCCAUGAAGGUAGACUCACUCUUGGCCAAAAACCCUGGCAUCAUCAACCUUCCAGUGCAGCCCACAUUGGCAUCCAUAAAACAGCCUCUGUAGUCCAUAAGGGACUACAUAACUAUGGAGUAGUACCCUUCACAGUUUAUGUAUUUGUGCUCCUUGAGGCCAAACUAUGGACAAACAAUUCCCAUCAGUGGCCCUGGUGUAGUUUAGAAACCCCAGUCCCUCAAAAGUAGCAAUUACUUCAUGGAUAUUGUUUCUUUAUACCAACCACCUUUUGGGUAAAUCACAUGCCUGAUUGCUACAGGUCCAUUGCUAGCCAGUUUGGCGCUGGAAAGUCAACUUUGGGUAAUCUGUGAUAGUUUCCAGAUGGUUAUAGCAACCCACUUUGUGACUGGCAAUGCAACCCUCAAGUGUGUGUUGUGACACUGAAAGGUUGGGGCAAGCUGCUCACAACUCCAGAAAUGUAGCUUUCUUCAUGCGAAAGUUCUGGAGUCACUGCAGGUCAUCCCAGGUUGCAUGACAAUGAUUGCACCAGUCUGUGCUUGUGGCCCUAGUCCAAAAGUGCCAGUCUACAUAGGGAGCAUCAGGAGCAAUACUCGGAGUCAUGAGCAGCACCAGCCAGUUCAAGUCUGUAUCCUCCUCCUUCCUCUAAUAGGUGCUUUCAAUAGGUCAGAAAAAGCAAUUUAAAUAUUCACCACUGUCUCAUGGAUGCUCUACCCGUUUCCCGAAACGGGAGUGAAAGCCCAAUCAAAACAAGUUUUUCAAAUGGUGAUUCUCAUCUUGGCGGCUCUGCUUGUUGGGAGUGUGCAGACCCAAAAGAUGGCUCAGCAGGAUGUUUUGGUGGGCUGCAACAGCUUCCGGUAAUGUGUGGGUUGGACAUUUUCCCACAGUGAACCACGAACAAAGGUUAGAGCAUCUACAGUUGGGGAGGGUGCUACAAAGCCUGGGAUAGUUUGAUUUGGGCCUGUGUAAUGCAGUGUAAAUGCCUGAGCAAAGGUGUGAUACCCAAGCUGCAGAAAUUCUCCAUCUGGGGUCGAUGCUCAGUGUGCACGCUCAGGCUCACAACAUCGAGCCUGAGCUUACAUUUCAGUAUAGACAUACCUAAAGUUGGUCCCUGAGGAGCUUUUCCUGCACACAUUUUCACAAUCAAUAUGUAGAGUCUUGAUAUAGAAAACUUAAAUAUUUGCUUUAUUUUUCUGUCUACAAUUUGCCUUGUUUCCUACCAUCUUUUCUAUAUUUCCUAGAAAAAAACAAAUUGGCUAAAUCCAUUUGCAGUAGAACACUAUCUUCAUAAUGUAAGAAAUAUGAACACAUUUUUUGAUCUUCCAUUUUUGACAAUCAUUGUCUUGUAUAUCAAAAGAUUGCUAUGGCAUCAGAUGUCUUGGUCCUAGCCUCAUCUCCAUUUGUUAAUGUAGAUUAAUGGAGUUAGUCAUGUAUAAUAAUCUGUGCCUAAAUAACUUGCGGGGGAGGGGUUGGGAUUUUUUUUGCCUUUUGUUCUGUGAAUAGCAUGUGGCAUAGACGUAAUAUGAUGUGGGAGGAUGUUACCUGCAAAUGUUGAAACAUAGCUUCUCUUGCAUUGAUGUACUAUUUUCUGACUUUUUUUGCAUUUUUGAAUGGCCACUUUCAAAACAAUUGGAUGUGUUGUGGCAUAUUUGAAUGUACUAUUAUAUCCCACUCAUAAUUAUGUAUACUAUACAUAGAGUAGAGAAUUGUUUCAAAAUGUUUUUAUUGCAGGAAAAGAUUUUCUGCCUGAUGUGUGUUCUAAUAGAUUUUCAAUCUGAGUUAGGAGCCAGAGUUUUAUAGCCUUAUGUCAGAGAGCUUCCGAAUGGAUAUCGGUAUCCUACUUCAAAGUGGUAAGAAUUCCAUAAUAGUUUUUCUUUCCUAGUCUAAUUUUAAGUUUUGCAUGUGGAUCAUAUUGUCUUUACAAAUAUAUGCCAAUACAAAGUUGUUCAGUAAGUUCUCAGCCUAAUUUUUAAACUAUAAUGUACCAUCUCUUUAUAGCAAAAAAUAUCCCAUUGACAGAGAUGAGACAAGCUGACCUUAGUUCUUAACAAUCUCUAAUUUUGGUAAGAUUUUUUUUUUUAAAUCUACUAAAAAUUGCUCUAAAUUUACAGUCGUCGUCUUUGGCUAUCCCUCAAUGCGAGGAUGAUGUCUACCUGGGGGCUCAUUGGUGAGUUUUUAAGUGGCUGAGGAGCCCAAAUCUUGCCCUGCAGAUUUUCCCACUGUCAAGGUUCCUCCCCCACUCUGAACUCUAGGGUACAGAUGUGGGGACCUGCAUGAAAAAACCUCCUAAGCUUAUCUUUACCAGCUUAGGUCAAAACUUCCCCAAGGUACAAAAUAUUCCACCCUUUGUCCUUGGGUUGGCCUCUACCACCACCAAACUAAUACUGGUUACUGGGGAAGAGCUGUUUGGACGCGUCUUUCCCCCCAAAAUACUUCCCAAAACCUUGCACCCCACUUCCUGGACAAGGUUUGGUUAAAAAAAAAGCCUCACCAAUUUGCCUAGGUGACUACAGACCCAGACCCUGGGAUCUUAAGAACAAUGAACAAUCCUCCCAACACUUGCACCCCCCCUUUCCUGGGAAAUGUUGGAUAAAAAGCCUCACCAAUUUGCAUAGGUGACCACAGACCCAAACCCUUGGAUCUGAGAACAAUGAAAAAGCAUUCAGUUUUCUUACAAGAAGACUUUUAAUAAAAAUAGAAGUAAAUAGAAAUAAAGAAAUCCCCCCUGUAAAAUCAGGAUGGUAGAUACCUUACAGGGUAAUUAGAUUCAAAACAUAGAGAACCCCUCUAGGCAAAACCUUAAGUUACAAAAAAGAUACAGACAGAAAUAGUUAUUCUAUUCAGCACAGUUCUUUUCUCAGCCAUUUAAAGAAAUCAUAAUCUAACACGUACCUAGCUAGAUUACUUACUAAAAGUUCUAAGACUCCAUUCCUGGUCUAUCCCUGGCCAAGACAGAAUAUAGACAGACACACAGACCCUUUGUUUCUCUCCCUCCUCCCAGCUUUUGAAGGUAUCUUGUCUCCUCAUUUGUCAUUUUGGUCAGGUGCCAGCGAGGUUACCUUUAGCUUCUUAACCCUUUACAGGUGAGAGGAGCUUUCCCCCUGGCCAGGAGGGAAUUCAAAGGGGUUUACCCUUCCCUUUAUAUUUAUGACACCCACAGAAGUGACAGGUGUAAUCUUGGAGGAGGCAUAGUUGUUGGCUGGAGUGUUCCCUUUCUUUCCUCCUCCUGUCGCUUCUGUGUCUCAUGAGCACAUCUGUUCUCAAAGUGAGCUGUGGCUUGGUGUAUGGUAUGGUGCCACUGUGUUCUGUUCUGUGCCAAGUCCUCCCAGUUUGUUGGGAUGAUGCCUCCCUUUUUAAGAUGUACUUUCAGUAUGCCUUUGAAACGCUUCCACUGCCCUCUGCGAGCCCUUCUUCCCUGAUUUAACUGAGAGAAGAGUACUUGCUUCGGGAGGUGAGUGUCAGGCAUACAGUCUUCCCAGCUGAUCCUGAGAAUCCUCCCGAGGCAGCGAUGCUGGGACCACUCCAGCUGCUUGAGCUGUCUUCUGUAGAUUACCCAGGUCUCACACCCAUAGAGAAUGGUGAGGAUGACAACUGCCUUGUAAACCAAGAUCUUAAUACCCGUUUGUAGAUCCCUAUCAGUAAAGACUCGUUUGAGUAGUCUUCCAAAAGAUGUGCUGGCAGAGCAGAUCCUGUAUUCAAUUUCUGUGUGAAUGUUGGCUGUUUGGGAGAGGUGGCUGGCAAGGUACAGAAAAUGUCCACAUUUUUCAGGGGUUCUCCACUGAUGGUUUACAGUGACAAUGUUUAAUUUAUUUUCAAAAUAAAUCUAGAAGUAUUUUUAUUUAAAGAGGGUUUUCUAGUAUUAAAAAGCUACUGUAAUCAGCAAAACCAACCAAACAAAACCUCUUACACAAGUAACAAACAUAAGUGCAACACUAUUGUAAAAAGGAGUGAAGGGGUCCAGGGCAUAAGAAUCCAGGAGUCCUAUAUGUGAUCUAAGUAGGAUGUUUAUAGAAUGGCAAAUAUCAGGGAAGGGAUAUAUCCCUCUUUGGCUCAUCUGUGAGGUUUGAGGAUAUGUGAAACACAAAAUUAUACCUGAACUGUGUGGGGUCUUUUUAGAAUGUAACCACACUGUCUUGAUAUACACUAUAUGUAUGAUGAAUUAUCAGUCACUGACAGACAUAUGGAAGGGGUUUUUGUCAUGGCUAUUGAUCAGUUUGUAGGUUGUCAAUGAAAGAUGAUUAAUCGAAAAAUCUAUAAGGUUUUUCCUGCUUCAUCUUCAAGAAAAGAAGGGUCACUCCAAGAUGACUCCAAGUGUGGCCAUGUUUAUCACUGAAAAACAAUAUAUCUGAAACGAACUUUUGAAGGGGAAUUGUCAAGAUUCUGAAACUUUUACAAAGAUCCAGCUUUAGCAAAGGUAUUAAGAGCCUUUCACAGAACACUGGACCUAAAAAGGCCUGUGUUCUAUAGCUUCAUCAACUGACAACAAAGGAUGAAGAAGCAUUCCUUGUUCCUAACCCAUUGUAAUACAACCUAUGUAUUAUAUCAAAUAAUUAAUACAUGGAGAAAACACUGCUUCACUAGUGAGAUCCUGAUGUCAAUAAACUGGAAAUGGUGGAUCUACAUGAACUUUAGCAUUCAUCCAACAAUAAGCAAAAUCAGUCACUGCCUGAUUCAAUUUCAAGUUUCUCUGUACAGAGAAGUGGUGUGCCACUCGGCGCUGUGCAGCACUCUAGCGACAAGCACCAAACCAUACUUUUAUGUAGUGACAUGUGUAUGACCUAAUGCCAGCAGAGACGAGGUGGGUGAGGUAAUAUCUUUUAUUGGACCAACUUCUGUUGAUGAGAGAAACAAGCUUUCAAGCUUACACCAGAGCUUGAAAUAAAGAUAAUACCUCACCCACCUUGUCUCUCUCAUAUCCUGGGACUGAGAUGGUUACAACAACAUUGUAUAUAACAUCAGCACAUUCAUUCCACUGAAUGCAUCCGAUGAAGUGAGCUGUAGCUCACGGAAAGCUUAUGCUCAAAUAAAUUUGUUAGUCUCUAAGGUGCCACAAGUACUCCUUUUCUAUCAGCACGCAGAUUACUCAGGAUGUGUUUGGGUUUUUUAUUAAAAAAAAAAAAAAAAAAGUGUAGUAAUCAGAAACCUCCACUAGCCACCUCCUUACUCUUUACAUUUUACCCUGAAAUUCUUGCUUUUUUAAAAAUUAAUAGCAAAAGGGAAGGCAUGCUGCAGCCGGUGAUGAACUGAAGGUAGCUAUAGAGCAACUGAUUUUAGGAAACAAAAUUAUUCACAUGCCUGGCUGAUCUGAGGUCAGUGUCAUAAUGUGAUGCCUGGCACCCAGGAGUAUAAUAGUAAAUGUCUACUUUAAAAUAGUUUAUUUUUUCUCUGCAUAAAGGAAAUGCCUGUGAACGAAAUGUGUUGAACUCAAUAUAAUUCAGUCCUUACUGUCUCAAUUUGAACCAUAUUAUAAUUCAAUAUACAUUAGGGCUAUAUGCCUGGAAAGUAAAAUCUAAAACAUGGACACAAACAAAAUCCUUUGUAGUAUAUUCUCCUGGUAUAUGCUUUGGCUGUCAAAUAUUGUACUGGUUUUGUAACACACUUUUUUGAGCAUAUGAAAUACUAGAGCUCUGAGGAAUUGCUCCUGACUGAGUCAAGUUGCAUGAGGAUUGUUUUUUUGAAGUUUGAAAGUUUAGUAUUUUAUAUAAUGUGAUAGGCAUAAAGGCAACUUCUGAAUGUAAUGAAUUUAUUUUCAAGUUAAUUACUAUUUUAAUUAAUCCUGAAUUUCAACUGAAAGCAAUCAGCACACUGGAGGGAAAAAAAAAAGAUUUUGGCUACUAAUAAACUCUGGCAUAAGUAUAUCUCGUGUAGUGUAUGUAUAUUCAAAUACCCUAACAAAUAUAUUUAUACAUAUACCAUUAAUGUUUACAGAUCUUUAUCCAAAUACCUAUUUACAAUUAACAUUUAAACUAACGAAAUACAAAACUGAUUUUACAGAUUGUUUAAAAAAAAAUUGCAAUUUAGACAACUGCAGUUGAGUCCUUAAAGGCCUUACAUAGGCCUCUGUCUAAACACAAACUUGGUAAAUACAGUAUGAAAUGCCUUAUGUAGAGUGAAGUUAAAAACUAAAUUUACUGCCAUUAACUCUACAGUUUUGUUUGCAGUAAAAUUAAUAUUGCAGCAUUGCCUGAGAAGAUCAUGGAAACCUUAUUAAUUGCAAACUAUAAUGUAUCUUGUUUGUAUGGCAACAAUUGUAGUGUUCAAGAAUUUAGGAAGGUAAUGGUAAUACUGUGGAUUGAUUACAAAAGUCAUACAUUGUAAUAAGAUGAAUGUGUGAAUGAUUAAAUGUUACGGGUUUUGCUUGUAGAAUAAUCAUAUGAACAAUAUUUGUAUUUCACUAGGAUUGUAAGUAUUUCUACAUUUUAGUUGAACAGCCUUGCAGUUUGUAUAAAUUGAUGUAAACUGAUUUUUGUAGGCUGAAAUUGACAUAGGCAAUAAGGUCAAUAAGUUGCAUGUUGUACACAAGGUACUAGUACUUCAUAAUAAAGGAAGAGAAUGCAGUUUUA